UAAUGGAAAGAAAGCUUUAAAACAAACAAGACUAGUUUACAAGAGUAUCCAAAGGAUCGACUGACCUUCAAACCAGAGACUGAGUAAGGCAGCCUGAAUUUAUUGUGAUAGAAAUGCUUAGUCUUUAUUGGAAUCUGCAGAGUCUUCUGGUGAUCACUUAAACACUACUUUUUAUUAAUUAUUUGGAUUAAAAGUAUAAACAUUAGAAAAGGUUCGGAUAAAUCUGCUCUGGACUGAGUCCAGAGGUAUGGAUUCUCUCUGGAAGACCUUCUCAGUACUAUUCCUCUGUCUGUUCUCUUGGAUAAAGUGCAGUUUUGAGUAUAUUCAAAGACAUUUUUGGUUUAAGAGUAAAUUAACAUGUGUAAUGAAGAGUCUAAACAGUUUUACAGCAUGGAGUCAUUCUGAUGUUGAUAAGAUAAAGAGUAAACCUGAUGGCAGCCAAACAGACACAUGGAAAAUGGACCAGGAAGCUAGGACAUAUCGUUACCACAGGAACGGACCCAUGUUUACCAUCCAGACCAGCACAUACCCUUUCUAUGUUGAUGUUGAGCGACUGGCAGACUGUAGUGAUUACUUCAGGGCACUGUAUAACUCCUGCAUGAGAGAAAGUACAGAGCAUCAAGUGAACCUCUCCCAUGUGCCCUCCAGAGUGUUCCACAACCUCCUGCAGUUUUGCUUUCUACAAAGAUUCUCUGUUCCUUAUAAUCUUCUAGAGGAGCAUUUACGUGUCAGCACGUAUCUGUUGGUUCACGGAUUCACUCGUUGCCUGCUGUCAUCUCUGUCCGAAAAUCUCACCGAACAAACAUUUCUGCAUUACCUGCAGCUGGCUGAGGAGCUAAGCAGUGUUGAGCUCUAUGAAACUGUGUUGACAUACCUGAGCACAAACCUUCUAGAGCUUCCUCACUUGAGCAGGAGCCUGGACCUCAACCUACAACUGGAGAUCCUUCAGAUCAGGUCAAAGGGCUCACCUCAUCUGUGCUGCCUGAGGAAAGAGAAUCUGAUUUCACGAAACAUUCAAGAAACAGACUCUGCAAGGAGGCUUUUCAGGCUGGAUGAGGAUGAUGGAAAAUGGAGUACUGUUACAGAUUUGCCGUUUAGUGCAGAUAAGUGGUGCUUCACCACAGCAGUCCUGUUUAACUAUCUCUUCCUCAUUGGUGGGUUCCGGCAACACGUGAAAAGAGGAUAUGAAUUCAAGAUGGCCUCCUUUCGAUAUAAUCCUUUAACAAAUAAAUGGGUAUCAACAGCCCCUCUUAUCAAGCACAGGCGCCACUUCAGUGCAGCGGUGUGUGAGGGACAAAUCUACGCUGUAGGAGGCUGGUAUCUGGACUCCCUGGUGACUCCUGACUCCAGCACAGGAGUGUAUACAGCAGUGGAGCGAUAUGACCCUUGGACAGAUUCAUGGGCUUUUGUCUCCUCGCUCCCCCUCUCAGACUUCCAGUUUACCCUUUCCCUCUCCCAUGAUUCCCCACUCACCACCAGCCUAGGGACAAACCUCUAUGUGCUUGGGAACAUCCAGAGAACUGGAGAGAAACUAGUACUAUGCUAUGAUACCACACAAGACUGCUGGAGUGAGUUACUUCCUACCCUCACACGCACUGAUGCAGAUAUGCCCAGCCUCCACUUUCUGGGAUCCACUGACAGGUUGAUUGUGAUUGGUGGUAACAAUAUUGAAACCAUGGUCACAUCAUUCUGUGUGGAGACCCAGAAGUGGGGUCAGAUCAGAAGCAUGGAGAAGACAGCUUUAAUCGGCCAAGGCACAGUUUUCAAUGAAGAAGUCUACAUGUCUGGAAAUCAGGAGGACACGAUCUAUCGGCUGAACAUCCAGUCUCUGUCUUUGUCCACCCUUCCCUCGCUUCCUGUCUGUACUUGCUAUGAGAGCUGUUUCCAUCUCUUUUUCUGAAUCAUUCAUACCA
Molecule: messenger RNA, 1913 nt
Organism: Tachysurus vachellii
Lineage: Eukaryota; Metazoa; Chordata; Actinopteri; Siluriformes; Bagridae
Product: kelch-like protein 13
Exons: 4
Coding region: 248-1900 (550 amino acids)
Molecular function (GO): protein binding
Source: RefSeq, a predicted model, not a curated record